AGAGGAGGAGGAGGAGGAGGAGGAGGAAGGCGGCGGCAGGCGCAGGCCGGAGCCCGGCGCCAUGGACAGCACGGGCAAGGAGCGGGAGGCCGUGCAGCUCAUGGCCGAGGCCGAGAAGCGGGUGAAGGGCUCGCACUCCUUCCUGCGGGGGCUCUUCGGGGGCAACACGCGGGUGGAGGAGGCCUGUGAGAUGUACACCAGGGCUGCCAACAUGUUCAAGAUCGCCAAGAACUGGAGUGCGGCAGGGAACGCCUUCUGCCAGGCGGCCAAGCUGCACAUGCAGCUGCAGAGCAAGCACGACUCGGCCACCAGCUUCGUGGACGCCGGGAACGCCUACAAGAAGGCAGAUCCACAAGAGGCCAUCAACUGCUUAAAUGCAGCUAUUGAUAUCUACACCGACAUGGGGCGCUUCACCAUCGCGGCCAAGCACCACAUCACCAUCGCCGAGAUCUACGAGGCUGAGCUGGUGGACAUCGAGAAGGCCAUUGCACACUACGAGCAGGCUGCUGACUACUACAAGGGAGAGGAGUCCAACAGCUCGGCCAACAAGUGUCUGCUGAAGGUGGCUGCCUACGCCGCGCAGCUGGAGCAGUACCAGAAGGCCAUCGAGAUCUACGAGCAGGUGGGGACCAACACGAUGGACAACCCUUUGCUCAAGUACAGCGCCAAGGAGUAUUUCUUCAAGGCUGCCCUGUGCCACUUCAUCGUGGACGAGCUCAACGCGAAGCUCGCGCUUGAGAAGUACGAGGAGAUGUUCCCGGCGUUCACGGACUCCCGGGAAUGCAAGCUCUUGAAAAAACUGCUGGAAGCCCACGAGGAGCAGAACUGCGAGGCCUACACGGAGGCGGUGAAGGAGUUCGAUUCCAUAUCGCGCCUGGACCAGUGGCUCACGACCAUGCUGCUGCGCAUCAAGAAAUCCAUCCAGGGGGAAGGGGAUGGGGACCUCAAGUGACGCAGCUCCGGUCCCCCCCGUGCGGUGGCCCUGCC
Messenger RNA from Pezoporus occidentalis (night parrot), 987 nucleotides. It is a transcript of the gene NAPB, whose product is annotated as NSF attachment protein beta. Gene Ontology annotation, molecular function: syntaxin binding; soluble NSF attachment protein activity. The coding region runs from base 62 to 952 and encodes 296 amino acids. NCBI's taxonomy places the organism in Eukaryota, Metazoa, Chordata, Aves, Psittaciformes, Psittacidae. Gene Ontology annotation, biological process: SNARE complex disassembly; intracellular protein transport; regulation of synaptic vesicle priming. The transcript is spliced from 11 exons. The record is from RefSeq and is a predicted model, not a curated record. Gene Ontology annotation, cellular component: vacuolar membrane; terminal bouton; synaptobrevin 2-SNAP-25-syntaxin-1a complex.